UUGGCAAUUACCACGAAAUCUCUCUAUCAAACUUCCAACUUUUGCCCUUCAUUCAGUUUGUUCUUUUUCUCACAAAGUGAAACAUCCAAAUGUUUCCACAAACGCCAACUAUCUCACUUUUCAUUGUCCUCGCUUCAUUGGUCUUAUGUAAUGGCUAUUACAUACAGGAACCAUUUUAUAAAACAAAUGUUAAACACUACCUUGUGCAUGAUGGGAGAUUGAUCAAGACAAAACAUGAACAUUUUGGACUUUUAACAAGGGCUAAUAGAGCUAUCCAUCUUUCUUCUUCUAGGCCUCGUGGAACAGUUAGUGUUGAUGACUUUGGAGCCAAAGCAGAUGGAAGAGAUGACAGCGAGGCAUUUGGGAAGGCAUGGAAUGAAGCAUGUUCUAGAGGGGCUAUCCUCGUGGUACCUGAAAAUAAGAUCUAUCGUCUUAAGCCAAUAACAUUUUCUGGUCCAUGUCGACCCAACACUGCCUUUAUGCUCUAUGGAACAAUCGAGGCAUGGACUCAAAUGUCGGCAUACCAAGAAGAUAGACAACACUGGAUUGUGUUUGAUAGAGUUUCAAAUUUCAGAGUUGGUGGUGGUGGCACAUUCAAUGGCAAAGGGAAAAAGUGGUGGCAAAGCUCCUGCAAAGUCAACACUAACCAUCAAUGCAACGACGGACCAAGACCAAAAGCCGUGACUUUCUAUCAAUGCAACAACUUGAAAGUGACAAACCUGAGGUUUAAAGAUGCACCUCAAAUGCAUGUAACCUUUGAAGGAUGCUUCAAUGUUAUUGUUUCGAAUCUCGUCAUCAGAGCACCAGGUGACAGCCCCAACACUGAUGGAAUUCAUGUCGCAGACACACAAAAUAUUGUCAUAAGCAACACUGAUAUUGGGACAGGUGAUGAUUGUAUUUCAAUAAUAAGCGGGUCCCAAAACGUACGAGCCACAGAUAUUACCUGCGGACCUGGACAUGGAAUAAGCAUUGGAAGCUUGGGAGCUGAUAACUCAGAAGCUGAAGUCUCUAAUGUGGUAGUGAACAGAGCAACCUUAAUAGGAACGGCUAAUGGAGUGAGAAUUAAGACUUGGCAGGGAGGUUCUGGCUAUGCAAGGAACAUCAAAUUUUUGAACAUAGCGAUGCAAAAUGUGACAAAUCCCAUAAUCGUAGAUCAAUACUACUGUGAUCAAGCGAAGCCAUGCCAGGAGCAGGACUCAGCUGUGCAAUUAAGCAAUGUGUUGUACCAAAACAUAAGAGGAACAAGUGCCUCAGAAGUGGCUAUCAAAUUUGACUGCAGCCGAGCCGUCCCUUGCAGACAAAUUUACGUGCAGGAUGUGAUUUUAGAACCCCAAGGCCACGGUGGCACCAUUGCUACAUGUGAAAAUGUUAGAUAUGUCAACAGAGGAAAUUUUUUUCCUCAAUGCACUCCAUGAAAACACAAAUUGAAAAAGCUAGUACGUGGUUCAAUAAUUUCAAUUGUGGGUAUAUAGGUUGGUAUAAUUGACGACUAGCUCAGCUGACUUUUUUGGCAGCUGCUAUUUGUAACGAUAGUUUUGCGAUGAAUAGAGGGGAAACGAGUCAAAAGGAUAAAGAAUGUAACAAUAUAAUAAAGAUGAAAGCGAUGUCUAAUGUUAUAGUCAUAUAUCAACUACUACCAGUUAUUUUUA
Glycine soja is the source of this 1649-nucleotide messenger RNA. Its product is annotated as polygalacturonase QRT2-like. Gene Ontology annotation, molecular function: polygalacturonase activity. Gene Ontology annotation, biological process: anther dehiscence; fruit dehiscence; pectin catabolic process. The transcript is spliced from 9 exons. The record is from RefSeq and is a predicted model, not a curated record. Bases 90 to 1415 code for a protein of 441 amino acids. NCBI's taxonomy places the organism in Eukaryota, Viridiplantae, Streptophyta, Magnoliopsida, Fabales, Fabaceae.